Molecule: messenger RNA, 1204 nt
Organism: Trichoderma reesei QM6a
Lineage: Eukaryota; Fungi; Ascomycota; Sordariomycetes; Hypocreales; Hypocreaceae
Exons: 3
Coding region: 323-1204 (293 amino acids)
Biological process (GO): fatty acid metabolic process
Molecular function (GO): fatty-acyl-CoA binding
Source: RefSeq, a predicted model, not a curated record
GCGUCAUCUUUUUGGAUUGAUAUUUCUUGCCUCUGCGCUGGUCUGGACAAGCUAUUCAAGAGACAAACUACCCUCGGCCCUUAUCAUCCACCGAUCAGCUGUUUCGGGUCAACGAGCACCAGAGACGACAUCGAUUCUCGCUCCCGUUCUACCCAACAAUUGCCAUCGAAAACGCACGGAAACCCGCAAUACAUCCUAAAGAGGGAGAAAAAGAUCCAUUAUCGAUUUGUCACAGAGCAAUAUAUGCUUUUUUCUGGACACCUCCAACAGAUCGCAUCAGGCUUGUUGGGAGCUGCAAGGCUCCCCGUCAUAGCCGCCCCCGAUGGCGGACUCCGUGGAUCGAGUCUUUGUUCAUGCCUUAAACACCGUCAAGAAGAUACCCAAGACCGGAGCCUCGCGGCCGCCCCCUUCCGAGCGGUUACGGCUGUAUGGUCUCUACAAACAGGCCAUGGAAGGGGAUGUUGAUGGUGUCAUGGAGAUGCCCACGGCCGGGUCAGGUUUGCCGCCGGACGAGCUGCAGAAGGAGCGGGAUAAGUGGGAUGCGUGGAACUCACAAAAGGGCUUGACAAGAACUGAGUCAAAGAGGCGAUACAUCGAGGCCCUCAUUGAGACCAUGCACAAAUAUGCAAACACGUCAGAUGGGAGAGAACUCGUUGCCGAGCUCGAGUUUGUCUGGAACCAGAUCAAAGACAACGUCCCCAGCUCCGAAUCUUCCUCGGCCAAUCCGAGUGACCCCACGCAGAGCUUCAACCAGCCCAGGAGUGGCAGCAGCGACUUGCCCUUGAAGGUCCUCAGCCCCAUGAGCGAGCAGGACGUGGUCGAGCUGCGAUCCCGCAGGCUGGUUGACGAGGAUGACGAAGACGCGGUGGCAAGGGACGAAGAGGACCGUGCCAUUAGUUUACAGAACAGCCGGUGGUCCAAGAAGAUGGAACGAGCCAUCACCCAGCUCACGGCAGAAGUUGCCGCUCUCCGCGAACAAAUCGCCACGGGGCGGGAGUGGAGGUCGAGGAAGAAGAAGAGCUUUCCCGCCUGGAUAAAGUGGCUCAUCUUCGUCGUCAUGAAACACUUGUUGAUUGACUGCGUUGUCCUGAGCAUUAUACUUCUCUGGAUGCGGAGUCGAAAAGACCGGCGGCUGGAAGACAUUGUGAGGGCGGCGUUGCGGCUAGUCAGGGAAUACGUCAAGAAGGUGCUUCCGUCUAGAUGA